Molecule: messenger RNA, 1923 nt
Organism: Guillardia theta CCMP2712
Lineage: Eukaryota; Cryptophyceae; Pyrenomonadales; Geminigeraceae
Exons: 4
Coding region: 1-1923 (640 amino acids)
Source: RefSeq, a predicted model, not a curated record
AUGUCUCUCAUCGCCGGCGAGCAGCUGGAUGAAAACAUCGACAAGAUCCUGGAGAAGGCGAAGCCUGGCGCCACCUUCCAGCUCUCCACACAGAAGCAGUCUGCCCAGUGCUUCUUGUCCAGCUCCAUCACAAUAUGGAUGCCCAAUGACACGGGCAAGAGAAUCCUGGUGACUUGGGCGGACUUCUCUGGCAACUUUGUUCCAUUGGCAGAGUUGCAGCCCCAGCAAAUGGUUGAGAUUCGAACCUUUCCCGGUCAGCAAUGGGUUUUCUUUGAGGUGUUCACCGGGGAAAUUCAACUCAUGGCGUCUGUGAGCUUCUCGACCAGCGGGUACCUGUCGUUGUCCAAGGUGAUCUCCGAGUUCGAUGCUUCCUUGCAAGGGUCUGCUGCCAACUCAGAGGAAGAGCUUGCCUACAAGCUGUACGGAGACAAGUUGAACCUGAGGGAGGAGUAUUGCGAUGCAAGAAUGAAGGAGAAGAUUGUCACGUUCAACAUUCAUGAUUCCACUCGCAUUGCGAUACAGAAGAAGAAAACUAUUCGCGAGCCCUACGCUGUCUCUCUUCUGAGAUCCAAGCAAGAGUUUGCAAAUAAUGCGGCGAUGGCAAAAAUGUUCGAACAAGAUUCUACCUCGAAAGGUCCGUAUGGAGAGACCAAAUUAGCCGUUGCUGGCGAUCUUGUGACAUCGCGAGCAGGCGAAACUCGAACAGGAGGCAUCUAUGAAAGCAGUGACAUCGACAGGCCUGUUGCUUUCACAACCAACUACAAGAUUGUGUCUUCCUUCAAGAACAAGAUGUCGCAAUCCAUGUACUUCGGAUUCAAGUGGUCUGUCGACAUUUUCAACUUCAUCAAUAAUGAAACACUUGCCUGGUUUGGCCUCAAGAAUGAAAUGCUUUUCCUCGGAGUCUCAUUUCAUCUUCUCUUCUUGGGAAUGAUGUGGGCUGUUGCUGUGCUUCAAGCCAGAGCUAUCAAGGAUCGUGAAACACAAGGACUGGACAUGAAGAUCAACAACAAUCUCCGCAAGGCUAUCAUCAUCAACAUCCUUGGUGCCAUAUUGGCAGGACCACUUGCCGUAUGGAAUUUGCGUCCCGUCAGGCCAGGAGGCGGCAGGUUGACUAAGCGUACCAUGUGGAAGAGAUGCUUGUUCACCGGAGAGGUCUCGCUCACAUGGCAGAAGGUUGUCUUCUGGGUCACCUUCGUCGCUUGGAUCAUCUCUCUCGCUGGCUUGGGCUCACACUUGCAUUGUGCCGUCAAGACUGGAUUCCAGCCACCCGACCCAUGCACCACAGGCGCAAGCGCAGACCCAAAGCCUCCUACAUGUAACAUCCUCGAAAAAGCGAUGUGCUGUGAUAAUUCGUACAAAGCUAGCAAAUUCGCAGCGAAAAAAGCCGAGUGCCCUGAACCGGAAACGUUCCCAGACGUGUGCGACAUGAAGGUCAGAAUAUCUUGCAUCGGCGGAUGGCUCCUUCCGUCCAUCUCUGCUGUGCUGGAAUCGCUCGUCGCCUUGUUCCUCUUGAUGUGGUGGCGUCCUGCGGGCUUCCUGUACGGCGCAUCUGCCAGCGGAGAGUCCAAAAAUGUCUUCACUCAGACUAGACGCAUCGCCAAUCACAUCGUUCAAGGCUUCUUCUCCGUGUGGGAUGUGACCGUCUUCGGGGUCGGACCAGCCUUCCCUGUCUCGGUCGUCGUGUCCGAGGGUCAGGCGGAGAGCUUAGCAGAAAACUUCAUGCGUCUCCGCGAGUCAGUCAUCCUCGAACAGGCCAAGGAGCAUUGCCGCGCCUGUGCGCACAAGUCGUCAUGGCGGAUGUUGGGUAACACGGGCCACACCUGCCAGGCUGAAUCCGCAGACCAGAAGAUGGCCCCGCGCGGACGAGGAGAGUGGAGGUACAGCGGGGUGUGGUGGAGGUGGCACGUUAACAGGGAUUUGUGA